AUGGCAAAGAAGCCAAGCAUGGGUCGGCAGAAGAUCAAAAUUGCCAAAAUAGAAGUCAAGAAUCACCUCCAAGUCACAUUCUCUAAACGUCGUUCAGGACUUUUCAAUAAAGCUAGUGAACUAUGUACGCUAUGUGGGGUUGAAAUUGCCAUAAUAGUUUUCUCCCAUGCGAGAAAAGCUUACUCAUUUGGCCACACUAAUGUUGAGUCCAUUAUCGAUAGGUUUCUUUCACGAAAUCCUCAUCCAAUCUUCAAUAAUCCACCUCAUCUUUUUGAGUUUCAUAAUAAAUAUGAUGUUAAUGUUUAUGAGCUCAACUUGCAACUCACUCAAAUUCUUGAUGAAGUUGAAGUUGAGGAGAAAAAGAGUGAAGCAUUUGAUCAAAUGAGGAAGAAUCGUGAAAGUCAAUAUUGGUGGGAAGCCCCUAUAGGUGAACUUGCCUAUCAUGAGCUUGAGCAAUUAAAAAAUUCUUUGGAAGACUUUAAAAAGAAUGUGAUAACUCAUGCAAGCAAGAUUAUGGUUGAGAAUAGUAAUAAAUCAUUUUUCAAGCCUGUUAUGGAUGUUUCAAAUUAUCCUCAUAACCAUGCUUUUGGUUAUGAUCAUCAUGGAUUCUUUUAA
Molecule: messenger RNA, 615 nt
Organism: Solanum stenotomum
Lineage: Eukaryota; Viridiplantae; Streptophyta; Magnoliopsida; Solanales; Solanaceae
Product: agamous-like MADS-box protein AGL62
Exons: 1
Coding region: 1-615 (204 amino acids)
Biological process (GO): positive regulation of transcription by RNA polymerase II
Molecular function (GO): protein dimerization activity; DNA-binding transcription factor activity, RNA polymerase II-specific; RNA polymerase II cis-regulatory region sequence-specific DNA binding
Source: RefSeq, a predicted model, not a curated record